AUGCCGAAGAACAAGGGAAAGGGAGGAAAGAAUCGCAAGCGAGGAAAGAACGAAGCUGACGACGAGAAGCGAGAGCUCGUCUUCAAGGAAGACGGUCAAGAAUACGCUCAGGUCCUCCGCAUGCUCGGUAACGGUCGAUGCGAAGCCAUGUGCAUCGACGGAACGAAACGUCUCUGUCAUAUCCGUGGGAAGAUGCACAAGAAAGUUUGGAUCGCUGCUGGGGAUAUUAUUCUUGUUGGACUGAGGGAUUAUCAGGAUGAUAAGGCGGAUGUUAUUCUGAAGUAUAUGCCGGAUGAAGCGAGGCUGCUUAAGGCGUAUGGGGAGCUGCCGGAUAAUACGAGGCUUAAUGAAGGGAUUGGAGGUGGGCUGGAUGAGGAAGAUGAUGGAGAUGGGAAUGAUUAUAUCGAGUUUGAGGAUGAAGAUAUUGAUAAGAUUUAA
Lathyrus sativus (Indian pea) is the source of this 438-nucleotide messenger RNA. Lineage: Eukaryota; Viridiplantae; Streptophyta; Magnoliopsida; Fabales; Fabaceae. The record is from the annotation of a GenBank genome assembly.